AUGACGCAGUAGCUAAACUGUUUCAGUUGAUAAUUAUUAUUAUUUAUUUGAUUUUCUUUGACAAAUUCUACUAAUAAUAAUAAUAUCUCUUGUUGAUUUGAACUGGCGAUGAUGAGUUGCCGUCAUCAUUUGAUACUCUGCGUCCUCUUGUUGCUAUUUGAUGAAGGGUCACUGAGGUACAUCCCAUUCCCAGCAGCACCCCUCAUCCCUGUUGCCUACACAUUGGAGCCACAGGGAGACCUCGCAACAAGUCAAGAUGUCUUCACUCCUUCCCCAUCAAAUCUUCUGAACCAAAUUCACCACAAUACUACACCAGCAUUCAAAGAUCAGCACAACACACCAUCCCAUCAAGAUAUUAUUGAUCUAUCUGGAUUUUCAACCAUUAGCUAUACUGACCACUUUGACUCAAUAUCCACAACUUCACCAAGUGGUGGUCUCAAAUUCAAUGCCAGCCGGAAUGCCAGUCAAUUUAUCAAUGAUCAAACAUCAUCAUCAUCAUCAGCUCACGAUAUUGGCUACACUGAACGGAUAGACAACGAAACUAAAAUGGCGCCUGCUAGUGGUUGGAAUAACAGCAGUGAUGUUACGCCUUCCUCUUCUUCUGCUGUUUCUUAUUCUGAGCUAAACAACUCUCUUGUUGGAACCAACAUUAGCCAGAGCAACGCUAGUGGCCACACUGAAGAUCUCUCAGUGACUUUGGAGGACAGUCCUCAUCCGAACGGAUCUGUGGUGGUGCUGGAAACAAGUGACCCGUUAGCUGAUCUAAACGUUGAUCCUAUGUCAGCCCCUGACGUCAUUGACUUCUACACUCAUCGGACAGAUUCUGUCUCGGUCACCGAUGACCUUGGCAACACUAGUCUUAGUUUACAUCGUAACAACACUAACGUCACUGUCACAGUAGAUACUAGUGCAGUAGUUACUGAGACUGCAGUGCAGGCUGAACUGAACACAGACUUGAUGCUGGGCCUGGAGGAGGAGGAGGUAGUGCGGGAAGAAGAGGAGGAGGUAGAGUGGGAAGAAGAGGAGGAGGAAGAGCGGGAAGUAGAGGAGGAGGUAGAGCGGGAAGAAGAGGAGGAGGAAGAGCGGGAAGAAGGAGGAGGUAGAGCGGGAAGAAGAGGAGGAGGUAGAGCGGGAAGAAGAGGAGGAAAAAGCCAGUGGCCAUCUUAAUACUACUCAGGAUGCUUCACUCUCAGACCCCCUGAUCGACGAUAUUAAUCAUGCUUAUGUGAUAACAGGUGACUAUAAUGUUAGCGCUGAGGCUAAUGACUCUGUGAUAACAGGUCACUAUAAUGUUAGCGCUGAGGCUAAUGACUCUGUGAUCACAGGUCACUAUAAUGUUAGCGCUGAGGCUAAUGACUCUGUGAUAACAGGUCACUAUAAUGUUAGCGCUGAGGCUAAUGACUCUGUGAUCACAGGUCACUAUAAUGUUAGCGCUGAGGCUCAUGGCUCUGUGAUAACAGGUCACUAUAAUGUUAGCGCUGAGGCUAAUGACUCAUCCUCAGUUGCUAUUAGUGGCUUCAGCGACAAAUUGUACUUUAUAAAAGAAGAAGCUCACAAUGAAAGUCAGGAAGCCGUUACCCUUUCCUCUUCUGCCAUUGGCUACACUGAAUAUGAAGAUUCCAUCGAAGCGACCAAUGACUACCAGAGUACUGUUACCAGCGGAGACGAAGGAACAACGUCACCUACGCUUACUAGUACCAGCGUGGAGCAGAGUGGCGAGAAUGAGAACCAGGAAGUGCUUCCUAUUGCGGCUCCUAUGAUUGGCUAUCCUUCCUUGGAGUCUGUGGAUCCUAAUGAAAGCACCACAAAGUCAACUGUUGUGCUGAACUACAUUGACUAUAUUGACUCUGAACCUCGUUACUCUAACCACUAUGUGAAUGUAGCCAGCAGUGAAAAAUCUGCCCACUCUUCAUCCUCCUCCUCUCCUCUUGAACCUGACAGUGACCACCUCCAAUCUGCUGAUGAUGCUGAACUAGAGGUACUAGGCUCUGGGUUGGAGGAAGAGGAGGAGAAUAGGAGCGGAGAGAACAAUUAUAGCAGCUGUAGCUGUGGUAACACCACCUCCAGUGCGAGUCACCAUCCUACCACCACCAUUGACAACACUGACUAUGAUUGGGGCUCGGCUGAAGUCAGUACGACAGGUAACCAGGGUAACAGCACAGCAGACAUUGAAGUCCCAACUGAAGUUAGUAGGAUUGUUCAGGGAAACAGCAGCAGCAUCUCCAUGGUACCUUCUGCUGAAAGCAGCUCUGUCCAUGGUAACUACACAGUCAUUGUUCUAUCUGACUACAGUGACAACAUCACCACCACUACUCUGACCCCCACCAACCGUACCAGAGAAGGGGUUGUUGUGAGUACCAACCCCACCGCCGUGCUUGAGGAACCCACAGGAGAGAGCCGAUGUGGGACUGCAUGUUCUCCCAGCAAGGCCCUACCCUCCACCACCACCAGUCUGGAAGCCAAAGAGGAAGAGAAGGACCAGAAAGUGUCUGAUGCUGUAAAGAAGCCUGUGUCAUUGUGGAACAGGGGCCGCUCGUUGUGGCCUCGGUUUCCAUGGAUGCGCAGGUAUUAGAUCUACGGAUCUCUGGGACCGGGAACAUUUUUUGAGGGGAACCAAAUCUGAGGGGAACAUUUUUGAGGGGGAACAGUUCUGAGGGGAUUAAUGAAAGAUAAGAGAUAUUCAUAUUUGUAUAGUUUUUUUAGAUGUUGCCAUGGAUGCAGUAGUUUGGGGGUUUAAUGUUCGUGCAUGUCCACUAUGUUGUUGUACACCACAAUAUGUAUAUUUUAAAUAAAUAGUCCUCAAUA
Messenger RNA from Oncorhynchus gorbuscha (pink salmon), 2805 nucleotides. Its product is annotated as histone H3.v1-like. The transcript has 2 exons. The coding region runs from base 109 to 1167 and encodes 352 amino acids. NCBI's taxonomy places the organism in Eukaryota, Metazoa, Chordata, Actinopteri, Salmoniformes, Salmonidae. The record is from RefSeq and is a predicted model, not a curated record.